Acanthisitta chloris (rifleman) is the source of this 1068-nucleotide messenger RNA. RefSeq names its product purinergic receptor P2Y, G-protein coupled, 13 (gene P2RY13). The record is from RefSeq and is a predicted model, not a curated record. Gene Ontology annotation, molecular function: G protein-coupled purinergic nucleotide receptor activity. Gene Ontology annotation, biological process: G protein-coupled receptor signaling pathway; negative regulation of adenylate cyclase activity. NCBI's taxonomy places the organism in Eukaryota, Metazoa, Chordata, Aves, Passeriformes, Acanthisittidae. Gene Ontology annotation, cellular component: membrane.
AUGGAGCCCUCUGCAACAGCUGCUGCAGGUUUGCUCAGUCUAUUUCAAACAACAUCAGAGUCUGCGAACACAAGCGCUGGCAGUAACACCACCGGAGCUCCGUCCUCCACACCGUGUGCCCGCGACACCACCGUCACUCACCUGAUCUUCCCCGUGCUGUACACGCUCAUCUUCCUCCUGGGACUCAUACUGAACAGCCUGGCCUGCUGGGCUUUCUUCCACAUUGCAAGCACAUCAACUUUUAUUGUCUACUUGAAAAGUAUCUUAGUUUCUGACUUUAUAAUGACUCUGAUGCUUCCCCUGAAGAUCCUGACGGAUUCUGGCCUGGGACCGUGGCAGCUCAAAGCCUUUGUCUGUCGCUUCUCGGCCGUAGUGUUCUAUGACACCAUGUACAUCAGCAUAGUACUGCUCGGGCUCAUUGCUUUUGACAGAUUUCUCAAGAUUGUGAGACCUUUUGGGAAGUUCUGGGUGCAAAACCUGACCUCAGCAAAGAUCCUCUCAGGUCUGGUCUGGCUCUUCUUCCUCAUUCUCUCUCUGCCCAACAUGAUCCUGUCGAACAAGACAGCGACUCCGCAGUCUGUGAGGAAAUGUGCCUCCUUGAAGAGCCCCCUCGGACUCAAAUGGCACGAAGCCGUCAACUACAUCUGUCAGUUCAUCUUCUGGACUGUCCUCAUCCUCAUGUUGAUAUUUUACAUAAUUAUUGCCAAAAAGGUGUAUGAGUCUUAUGUUAAAACACAGAAGAAAGACAACAAAAGCGAAAAACGGAUCAAGGGGAAAGUAUUCAUCAUUUUUACCGUGUUCUUCUUAUGCUUUGCCCCCUUCCACUUCAGCAGGGUCCCCUACACUCUGAGCCAGACACGCACCCAGAUGGACUGCCGCUUGCAGAACCAGCUCUUCGUGGCCAAAGAGACAGCCACCAAUGUCUGCAUGGAUCCCCUGAUCUACCUGUUCCUGUGCAAGCCCUUCGUGGAGAAGGUGCUAUGCAGGAAAGUAAAGAUCCUUCAGAGAACAGUUCAUACAAGCCCAAAAACUGAACUGGACACACGAGUGUCUCCUACUGAUUCUUGA